AUGCUCACGCUCACGGUUCUCGCUUACCUCGCUGCUCUGGCCACAGUCAUAGAGUCCAGCACAGACAAACUGUACCCGGUUGUGGACACAUGCCCCCUGGGUGAAUUUCCUUGUGGAAACCUGUCAGUGUGUUUGCCUCAGCCACGCCACUGCAACGGCAUUCAGGAUUGUGCCAACGGAGCUGAUGAAGAAAACUGUGUCGAUAAUAGCGGGUGGCCUCACCUUUUCGAUGCAUUUCUGAAGACAAACAUCCAGGAGUCAAAGGAGUGUAUGCUCGAUCUGUUACCUGACAUAUGCCUUUGUGAGGGCCGGAGAGUGAACUGCAAUGGCAAAGAGCUCCUAGAGGUACCCGUGGUCACAUCCAACGUCACAGCUCUUGAGCUGAACAGUAAUCGGAUAACAUCGCUUCCCCCAGACGUUUUCAUCCGAUACAGAAAUCUGGAGAGGCUACACCUGCAGAAUAACAGUGUAAAAUACAUCUCCAGCCGUGCAUUUUCAGGACUUUAUGUACUAAGGAAACUAUUCCUCAGUCAGAACAAGAUUUCAGCUCUGAGGGCUGGCGUUUUCAGGGACCUACAAAGCCUUGAGUGGCUAAUUCUGGAUGAAAACAAAAUAGCGCUAAUACGACAAAAGUCAUUUGAAGGCCUAAAGUCAUUGUUUUUCUUGUCUCUGCUGAAUAAUUCACUUCAAGAGCUGCCGAGGAAGUCUCUGUGUCUGGAGAUGCCAAGGUUAAACUGGCUGGAAUUGGAGGGAAACCUCAUCUCGCUGCUUCAGGCCUCCACCUUUCAGGACUGCACUGCGCUCACAGUUCUAGCUCUUCGUAGGAAUAAAAUAGAAACUAUUGAAGAGGGAACAUUUUCCACCAUGAUAAGAUUAAUAGACCUUGACCUGUCUGUAAAUAGAAUCCAGGAGUUACCACCAUACUUAUUUCGAAAUCUGCAGAACCUGAAGCAGUUGAACAUUUCAAAUAACCCUCUGAUUCACAUCUACGAUGAUCAGUUUGACAGCUUUGUCAAUCUGCAGUCAUUGAGUAUAGAAGGAGUAGAAAUCCCAAAUAUCAGCAUUCGGAUGUUUCGCUCUCUAAACAACCUUUCACACAUAUAUUUUAAGAAGUUUGAGUACUGCGGGUACUCUCCGAAUGUACGGAGUUGCAAGCCCAACACGGACGGGAUCUCUUCCUUUGAGAACCUUCUUGCAAACAUCAUCCUUCGCGUCUUCGUGUGGGUUGUGGCCUUCAUCAUCUGCUUCGGCAACGUGUUUGUCAUCUGCCUCCGCUCCUGCGUGGCGACUGAGAAUCGGCAUCAUACCAUGGCCAUAAAAUCACUGUGCUGUGCAGACUGUCUGAUGGGCAUCUACCUGUUCUUCAUUGGAGCCUUCGACAUUAAGUACUGCGGCGAGUACAACAGGCAUGCCCAGCUGUGGAUGGAGAGCCUGCAAUGCCAGCUCAUUGGCUCCCUGGCCAUGUUGUCCACAGAGGUGUCUGUCAUGCUCUUGACAUACAUGACUGUGGAGAAGUACCUGUGCAUCGUCUUUCCUUUUCACAACUACCGUGCAGGGAGGAAACAGACCCUUGUCACCCUCAUCUCCAUAUGGGUCCUGGGCUUCGUCAUCGCCAUCAUCCCCUUCUGCGACAAGCAAACAUUUGGCAACUACUACGGCAGAAAUGGAGUCUGCUUUCCGCUUCAUUCUGAUGUGACAGAGAAGCCAGGUGCUAGGAGUUACUCAACUGGAAUAUUCUUGGGACUAAAUCUUUUUGCCUUCAUCAUGAUCGUCUUUUCAUACACAAGCAUGUUCUACUCUGUACGGAAAACCGCCAAAACAGCUCGACAGAGUGUCUUCGAUCAUGAGGUUUCCAUUGCCAAGAGAUUCUUCUUCAUCGUUUUCACUGAUGCCAUGUGCUGGAUACCCAUAUUCCUAAUCAAAAUACUGUCCCUGUUACAAGUGGAAAUCACAGGCACUAUGAUUUUGUGGGUGGUCAUCUUCAUCCUGCCUAUAAACAGUGCCCUAAACCCUAUACUCUACACCAUCACCACCAGCUCCUUUCAAAGCCACAUCAAACUCUGUCUCCAGAUGAAGUGUCAGCAGGUCGGACUGAAGGAGACACCCCGCAGCAUCUCCACUAUCUACACGCAUGCCAAUCCUCCUUGA
Scleropages formosus (Asian bonytongue) is the source of this 2148-nucleotide messenger RNA. RefSeq names its product relaxin family peptide receptor 2, like (gene rxfp2l). The transcript is spliced from 18 exons. The record is from RefSeq and is a predicted model, not a curated record. Gene Ontology annotation, biological process: hormone-mediated signaling pathway; adenylate cyclase-activating G protein-coupled receptor signaling pathway; activation of adenylate cyclase activity. Gene Ontology annotation, molecular function: protein binding; G protein-coupled peptide receptor activity. The coding region runs from base 1 to 2148 and encodes 715 amino acids. Lineage: Eukaryota; Metazoa; Chordata; Actinopteri; Osteoglossiformes; Osteoglossidae. Gene Ontology annotation, cellular component: plasma membrane.